This is a messenger RNA of Drosophila willistoni, 6253 nucleotides long. RefSeq lists its product as uncharacterized. The transcript is spliced from 5 exons. The record is from RefSeq and is a predicted model, not a curated record. The coding region runs from base 351 to 5939 and encodes 1862 amino acids. NCBI's taxonomy places the organism in Eukaryota, Metazoa, Arthropoda, Insecta, Diptera, Drosophilidae.
CACUAUUUAUUUGUACAAAACAAUUUGACAAUUUUUUUUUGUUGUAUAAAACAUGGCCCCGGACGAUAGCCACUAAGAUGAUGACGAUUUGGACAAAUCCUAACUAGGAGGCACUAAGUACACAGUUCCAAUGACGUCGUCUAUGUUGUUUACAAAACUUAUUACGACUACUCGGCAUUAUUUAGUUAGACAAGAGACGAAAUAUACAUGAGAAUAUUGUAUUUUAUUUCAAAAAAUUUCACGUGCGAAACAAUUACACAAAUGUUGAACAAUAUAUAGUUUUAAUCUAACCAGACCUCCGCGACUAAACAUCAAAGCAAUAUCAAAAUUUUCAAUAAGCAAAAGUAAAAAUGUCAAAGCAACAUUUAGACCCGCCGCAGCGGGGAGAAGCCUAUGCAGCGGCAGAGGAGCGAUUAUUGGACAUUUUGUCUCCGCUGGCUGAACAUCCCGGCCCAUAUGAGAAUGUGAACCAGGCAUACGAACAGGAGGAGGAGCAGCAUCAGUCAGUUGUAGACCAUGAACACGAUGUUGAGGAAUCUGUUGAUCCUGCUGUGGACAAUAUGAUGCACAUCAUCACAAAUGAUUCGGAUAUACAUAGUUUGAUUUCUAGUAGUGAUAGUGGUGGGUUUAAGGGCUGGGAGGAUUCGGCUGAUUAUGACGAUCUUGUCGGUGACGGACAGGGACAUUUGAUUUAUGGCGUGUGCAGGAAUGUUUUAGUCAAUGAUCAUGACGAUCAAGUCAAUAUUCCGGAUACUGCUGGUGAUCAGUAUGUGGAAUAUAUGGAUUCCACACCAUCGAAGCGUGUUCAUCAUCUUAGCAAUGAGAUUAUAGAAAUCGAUGAUUCACCUGAAACAGCCAGAGAGUCGGCAAUGGCGUUAUUCCAAGCGGUUGCAAAUUCACAAGGAAUGCUUACCAAUGGUCAGGAUCAUCACCUAGUCGAGGAAAUUGAGAUGGUGUCUCAUUCGCAAGAGAAUGGAGAUCAUCAUUUAGCUGAUGGUACCGAGUGUGUUAUCUAUGAUGAAAAUAUGGUUGUCCUAACCACUGAGGAACAUUGUUGCGAGAUCAUAGUAACCACUCAUGGUGUUGCUAAUGAGCAGGAAAUGGCUAGAGCAUUCCUAAUGUCCAGCAAUGGAAUUGCACCUGGAUCUGGACCAGCUUCUGCAAUGUUAAAUGGCAGGGUAUACAUAACUGAGGAAGAGACGCAUGUGGAAAUGCAAACUGAUGGCAAUGAUAUAUAUCUGAGUGAUGCUGCCUUGGGACGGUCAAUAAUGUUACAGCAUCAGCAUCAGAGUAAUGAGUUGGUUAUCACCGAAGAGGAUGUUGAGGAUCCAACAUUUGUAGAUGAUCAACCUUUGGAGGAGGAACGACCGGAUAUCUGUCAGGUCUAUGAUCAUGAACUCGAAGAUCAUGAUGACGAAGAAAUGGCAGAAGAGCAAAUCCAUGAGGGUCAACAUCAUCAAGAAGUAGGCCAAUUUUCGAUGGAAUGGCAAAUGCAUCAACAGCAAGAGCAGGAGCAGGACCAACAGCAGUAUGAACAGGAACAGCUGCAUGAGCAUGAACAGCAGCCUAUUCUAAUAGCCAGCGAUGUCGAAGAAGAGGCGGAGGAGCAACAGCUGCCACAUAUGCAACGGCAGCCACUGCAGGAAUCGGAACGAAGCAGCCCCACCGAAUUUCCAGUGAGUUCUUCUUCCCCACCCAAUGGCAGUGAUCGUGAUGAUGAUCUAGAUGACGACAUAGCCGGUCAUCCAUCGGCAGCUCCACGCAAAUAUCCGCCUCUACUAAAGAAUACCCUUUUUGCUGAGGCUAUGGACCGACGGUUAGCUUACAUUUGUCAGACGCAGCCCCAGAUGAGUCUUACGGAAAAGGUCUUUGCAUGGGACACAGCCGUUGCCCACGAUUGUGAAGGUGUUGAGGACGUGGAGAAUUUCCAGGCAGCCUUUGAACAACUCGAGCCACACAAGGAACACGAUUUCUUGUCAUUUCGUGAAAGUUUGGAAAAGAAUUUAGCAAAAAUUAGCCGGGGUAUAAUGCAAGUAAAUGAAGAAGUAGCUAUACCCACACCUUCUAAAAGAGUUCAGGAGAGGUUAAAACCACAGAGACGUCUUCUGCAUCAUCCCAUACCUGCGGAGGACACAAUCAUUCUAGAUGAUGACGAUGAAGAUUGUUAUGAGGUGACGGGCGGCGGCAAAGACAAAUCAUCGAUAACCACUCUGAUACCAGAAGAAGAGCUCGAAUGUGAAGAUCCCGAUACUCCAUCCCAAUACAAUGCGAUGGAGCCUGAAGUGAAAACCACCCAAACCCAAACGGCAGUUAAUCUGGUUACCAAAGAGACCUCAACAACUGACUUGAUCAAUUGCCAGGAAGACCAAAUGCCACCUCCUGCCGAAGCGGGUGAAAUUCCUGAGGAUCAGGCGCUGACGACAUUUCAAACGGGUCAUCAAUUUUGUGAAAUGGUUCGAGAUGUAUUCCGAGGGGUGCGUCAUCAGCAGUAUAUUGAGCAACAGAAGCAGUUCCAGCAGCAACAACAACAGCUGCAGCAUCAACAACAACAGCUGCAUCAACAACAACAGCUGCAGCAUCAACAACAACAGCAAAUGCAGCUUUAUCAGGAGCAUCAUCAGCAGGAAUUCGAGCAACAACAAAAGCUUCAACAUUACCAGGAGCUACAGGAGCAUCACCACCAUCAGCAGCAGCAACAGCAGCAUUUAUAUCAAAUCCCGAGGCAUCAGCAAUAUCAGCCGCAAUAUGUGUCUGAGAUGCCAGAGAAUCCGGCAAUGGUGACAACAAAUCAGUCAAGUGCUUCCUAUGGUGAUUAUCCCAACGAUGCCAUGUUCUAUGAGCAGCAGGAGUUUUGCAACUAUCUUGGCCUUACCGAACUGGCCACAGCCAAUGCGGUGGCCUCAGCCAUGCGUGAGUUGGCCAAUAGCACAGUUGCUCGUCGUUCCCUGAGAGUAAGGCCCCAACAUCAAUUGGAUAGAAUGCGCAACGAUGUCAGGGGCAAGCAUCGACGUGAGAGACAGGAGAAGGACAAAGAUAAGGACAAGAAACUGAAUACGAAUCAUCAUCAUCCAAUGACAACCAUUAGCGAGCUGAGCAACGACAGAAUUGAUAAUUCUGCUGUAGCAACCGCCUCGGAGGUAACGUUAACUGUGCCGAAUGAAAAUUCCGAUGAGGCAGACAAAGAAGAAGAGGAAGAAGAGCCCACAGAGCUACAACAGACGACACAAUCAUCGACUGAUAUGUAUGAUUACUAUUAUCAAGCCCAAGGCGACAGAUCCGAAGGUGGAGCUGUUAAACCCAUUGAGGAAACGGCUCCAUCGCCCAAUAAUAGUAUUCCCCAAACGAUGGAAUCAGCUUUUGCGAAGGUUUAUGCUGCUGCACCGCCAACGCAAUUACUUGAGGAUAUGCAACGACGUUUACGUGAAGCACGCGAGGCUCAGCCGUCGAUCUACAUAGUCCAGGCGAUGAAUAAUAAUGCCACAGGCAAAGAAAUAAAAUCAGCCAACUCAAUUGAAACAGUGACCUUUGGGGAAAUAAAUGGACCGCGUCCUUCACUGGAGAGCACUAAACCAGCGUCGUUGCCGCCGCCACAACAGACGCCGCAGCCAACAAAGAAGAAACCCGGGCCGGCUCCUCGUUCCAAGCGCACAAAGAGUCAAUAUCAUCAUCAUGUAGAGGCUAAGGUGCAAUCGAAUGCUCCAAUACGAAGACGUAGGACAACAGUUGGUGGUGGAGCCGCGCAUAAUGUACGCGAUUUGGUUACACGUUCCACAACCCAUAUGAAUUCCAAAUUGUUGCGCAAUCGCAAGGUAAAUCUACUCAAGACAUAUGCCCUCACAGAUGCCACAGGGCCGAAUGGCAAAAAGAAGCGUCUAAGCGGCGGUGGUGGUGCUUCAACCGGAAUGAAACAGAAUAAAACACCAAAGGCCGCCACCAAGACGACGACGACAACGACGACGUCACCUUCAAAGAACCCCUCUGUAGAUCCUCAAGAGAAGAGUACUCUGCCGGAACAGCAUCGUUUGCAGCAGCAACAACAACAAUCACCAGUCGUUGUCCCGCCGAAUUCACCAAAAAAAUCGAAAAAUAAAACUAUGGUAAUCGCAGAAGGAUCAAAGGUCACAACAGCAGAUCGUUUAUCAGUUACCCCGACCAAGGAUAAGCAUAUUAAGUCCCACAAGUUGAAUGCGAGACGUGGGCGAGCGAAAUCUUUGCCCACACCACUGAGCAACAAGGAAGUCGAUGAGCCAGUGCACCAGGAGCAGCCACAACAAGCACAGAAGGAAGUUCAACCAAUGCCCGAUAAACAAAAAUCGCCAAUUGUAAUGGAUACACAUGAAUUUUUAACACAUGCUGUAGUGCAUCCACCAGUCUGGAAUGAUGUGACACGUCGUUAUGCUCAUCACAUACGCCAAGCUAAUAAGAGGGCAGAACCUGAGGCGGAGGAGACUAGCGGCUCAGUCUAUGCACGACUAGAGAAACAUCCUUCCAUAUAUGAGCAUCCAUCCCAACUCAAUCGCCGGUCCCCCCAUCCAACUGAAGAGCCGCAUUUCUCGCGGCGUCGUCGCCAGAAAGCAGGCACAAGUCAUCACCAACAAUCUGACAGUGGGUUGUAUCCGUUUGAUAUCAAAUUAACACCACCUGGUGGUCUGCUUCGUCUCAGUGAGGCGUCGUCACUGCUGCGGAACCCGCUGGCGGGUAAAAAUGGCAAAGUCUUGUAUAUGUACUAUGAACUAGAUCAGUUGAUAGUGCUACAGGAACGUUCCAUUACCUUCUGGAAGUACUCCCAACUCUUUAAUGUCCUAAACACGCCAGCUACUACGCCAACAAUUGAUGGACCAAGAGCAAAAUCCCCGCAAGGCGAGCCAAAGAAUUGCGAUUCAGAUCAUUCGAGCAUAGCAAGUGAAAGUCAAUCCACUGGGCCACACUGGGUGAACUUGGGGCGUCUCCGGCGAACAACCAAUGACAUAGAGAUUGUUGCUCCGUUUGGCAAUCGAUUGUGCGUGCACAAUUCAACGCCCGUUUAUAUAGAAAUGCGUUGCCAUCCCUUGGAUCAUCAUAGACGCGAGGGGAAGCUAAUGUCGCUAUAUGUAAAUGUUUACUAUUAUUGUGAGGAGGAAUUGCGACCCAAGAUGCAUUCCGUACAUCUCGAUGCUGUCAAUUGUGAAUGGAGCAAUGUGAUCUACACCAGCAUUGCAGAGUCACGUUACUUUGUGAUGGCUCAUCAAGCGGAAAUGAUGAUGGGUAAAUCAAAAUCGGGAAUCUGCAAAUAUUCGCUCACUCCCACCCUCGAUACCCUUGCUUCGAUACGUGAAUUUAAACAAUUGCGCCACGAACUUAAGCACAUUGAGUGCCUGACCGAGGAUCGUUUAAUUGGCUAUGGUGUCUCACGCAUAACCAUUUGGGAUCAUCGCAGCGGCGAUACUUUAAUGAAUUACGACUUGAAUAUCCCCCUGGGUCGUAAUCUUGGAGCAAUGCAUUUCCCUAGCUUUGAAAUAGAUCAAAGCAGCAUAUUGAUUCUCUAUCAGUACAUCCAAGUGCCCACGAAACCAUCUCAAUUGCAUGUGAUUGCCUGUGAGAUAUCUCAUGCCACACCAUCGCAUCGGCUGCUGCACGUACAUAGUCUGCCAUCGCCACAGUUCGAUCACAUUGUAGUGUCUGUCAAUACGGGUGAUCACUUGAUAUUGAAAUCAAUAACAGACGACGAGAUAUGGCUAAGUGCCGCCGAUCCCAGACAGCUGACAUAUGUCGCUCCCCAAGGACAGGGAAUCCAGCGAUUCUAUGCUCGACAGAAGUCUCAGGUUGUUGAGUUAUCACCGCACAGCCUAACUGUGGACAGUAUUGCGAAUCAUUUUAUGAAAUUGGCAACCCAACAGCAGCGUAUGGCCAUGAUAAUGCAAUCAGUCAAUUCGUUACCAGUAAGUCCGUCACCAGUGUAAAUGCCAAUGCCAGUUCCAAUCCCAAUCCAAAUAUGCAACAAAUGUGCACACGAAAUUCUUGUUGUUGUUCUCAGUCUGCAAAUUUUUGUAUUCAAUCACCAAAAUUCCUUGUACAACACCCUUGGCGCCUUAAACACUGUAAUCCAUUGUCUGUUUAAUCAAUCUUAACCUUAUGUAUAGUGUUUAGCCUCCUUAUAUAUACAUACAUACAUAUAUGAAAUGAAAAAUGUAAUUUCAGCGCCACAGAAAAAAAAAAAAACUCAUCAUUAGUCAUAAUUUAUUAAAAAUUGUCUUUAGGCUAUAUAUCCUCAAUA